CUGACUCAUGAAUAACUUUUCCAUAAGCCAUCUCUGUCUCUUCCCCUUUGCCUCUCUUUACCUGCAAAACCGACCGCUCUCUACCGGAGCCCGCACACUCUCUCUCUGCCCUACCCACUAUCCAAGUCCCCUCUUUCUACCAGCUGAAACCCUCUGCAACCCCAAGCUCCCCCACCCAGUCCCGGACUCGCUUAAGCCAUUAAAGACAUAUCUGGUUAACAGAUUCUCACUGGUGAAGCAUUCGUGGUGCGAUUUUAGUUUAAUUUAAGUUUCUGGUUUGGAAUCUUUCCAUGGAAGAAGAAGUUAAGAAGGCAGAUGUUGAAAGAGAAGAUACCUUCAAGAGCUUGGGCGUCUGUGAUCAAUUGGUUGAUGCCUGUGUUAAUUUGGGUUGGAAAACCCCAACUAAGAUUCAAAUUGAGUCCAUUCCUCAUGCCUUACAAGGAAAGGAUAUUAUUGGAUUGGCGCAAACCGGGUCCGGAAAGACUGGAGCUUUUGCAAUCCCCAUUCUCCAAGCACUAUUGGAGAAUCCCCAGGCUUUCUUUGCUUGCAUUCUUUCUCCUACGAGGGAGUUGGCCAUUCAAAUAUCUGAACAGUUUGACGCUUUGGGAUCUGGAAUAGGCGUCAAAUGUGCAGUGGUUGUAGGAGGCAUAAACAUGAUGGAUCAAGCAAUUGCCCUGGCAAAACGGCCUCAUGUUGUGGUGGGAACUCCUGGGCGAUUGUUGGACCAUUUAACCAAUACAAAGGGUUUUAGCCUUCGCACACUAAAAUACUUGGUCCUAGAUGAGGCAGAUAGAUUGUUGAACAUGGAAUUUGAGAAAGAAAUUGAUGAAAUUUUGGAAGUGAUUCCGAGGGAGCGAAAAACAUUUUUAUUUUCAGCCACUAUGACUAAAAAGGUGUCCAAACUUCAGAGGGCAUGUUUGAAGAACCCUGUGAAGGUUGAGGCAUCGUCCUCAAAAUAUUCUACUGUAGAUACUCUUAAGCAGCAAUUUUGCCUGGUUCCUGCAAUUUAUAAGGAUUGCUAUCUGGUGUACAUUCUGACCGAGAUGUCCAAGUAUACAGCAAUGGUUUUCACUCAAAAGUGUGAAUCAACUCGACUUCUAGCCUUGAUGCUUCGUAACCUUGGUUUAAGGGCUAUCUCAAUCAGUGGUCAAAUGAGUCAGCCGAAGAGAUUGGGGGCCCUAAACAAGUUCAAAGCAGGAGAGUGUAACAUUCUUGUAUGCACAGAUGUUGCUAGCAGAGGCCUGGAUAUCCCUUCUGUAGAUAUGGUGAUCAACUAUAAUGUGCCCAUGGAUUCCAAGAAUUACAUUCACAGGGUAGGCAGGACAGCACGUGCUGGCAGGUCGGGGAUUGCCAUUUCGUUGGUGAAUCAGUACGAAGUAGAGCGCUAUAAACAGAUAGAGAUUCUCAUUGGGAAGGAGCUCCCUGAGUAUCAGGUGCAAAAAGACGAAGUCUUGCUACUGUUAGAUCGAGUUAAGGAGGCCACGAAACUCUCUCAUGCGAGAAUCAAUGAGAGUCCAGGGAACAAGAAAAGAAGGAAAGUUGAUGAUGACGAUGAUGAAGAUAGGAGGUUUGCUCCCAAAAGCACAAAGAAGUACAAAAGGUCGAAAUACUGAUAAUUCUGUUUGCGUUCAGCUGUUGAAGAGAGAGAGAGGGCAAUUUUGUUCUGCCACUAUCAUGGGAGUAAUUUCGUUAUGCGAAUUUCACUCCCAAAGAUUGAUCGAGAAAGAUUCCAUCUUGCGAAUUUCUGACUAAUUUCUCAAGGGAAAGCAACCUUCUUUUUUCACCAUUUAUAUGAUGCCAUUGCAUCGAGUGACUUUAGGUUCAAAAUGUCGUUAUAGAGCAGUGAUCCAAUGCAACGGUUGUAUCAUAGUAUAAUGGAACGACACUUCUAAAAAAUAUAUUUGUGGUAUUUGUUGUA
Amborella trichopoda is the source of this 1918-nucleotide messenger RNA. Its product is annotated as DEA(D/H)-box RNA helicase family protein. Gene Ontology annotation, cellular component: cytosol. The record is from RefSeq and is a predicted model, not a curated record. Gene Ontology annotation, molecular function: RNA helicase activity; ATP binding; nucleic acid binding. Lineage: Eukaryota; Viridiplantae; Streptophyta; Magnoliopsida; Amborellales; Amborellaceae.